Messenger RNA from Rotaria sordida, 387 nucleotides. NCBI's taxonomy places the organism in Eukaryota, Metazoa, Rotifera, Eurotatoria, Philodinida, Philodinidae. The record is from the annotation of a GenBank genome assembly.
AUGGACGAAUUACAUAAUCAAGUUGUACUUUGUUCAGAUAUCGAUGAUAUGUUAACCAAAUUAAGUGCGAACACAUCCUGUAAGAAAAUUUUGAUGUGCUUCGUUGAACAACUGUCAUUGUUACAAUCAUCAUUGGCUGAUGAUUCUAUCCAUUGUAUACUUGCUCUUAAAAAUGAAGCAGAACUAAAUGAACCGAUGAAUAUUCAAUGUAAUAAAAUUAAACUAGUUCAAGACAAAAAAGAACUAAUGCGUACUUUAAGCAUAGAAAGUAUGCGUUGUUUUGUUAACGAAGCUUUGCAACAUGAAGCUACAGAUGAUAUUGGUAUUACCAAUCUAUGUUAUCAAAAAGCACUUCAUUCACUUUCUACUACUAAAUCUUAUGUCUAA